AUGGCAGCCUCCUCCUCGUCCUCCUCAGCCGGCGGAGUCAGCGGCAGCUCCGUCACAGGGUCGGGGUUCAGCGUUUCGGACCUGGCACCGCCCCGGAAAGCCCUCUUCACUUAUCCCAAAGGAGCUGGRGAGAUGCUGGAAGAUGGCUCUGAGAGGUUCCUCUGCGAGUCUGUGUUCAGCUUUCAGGUUGCAUCAACAUUAAAGCAAGUGAAGCACGAUCAACAAGUCGCAAGGAUGGAAAAACUUGCCAGUCUGGUGGAAGAGCUGGAGGCAGAUGAGUGGAGGUACAAGCCAAUAGAGCAGCUCCUGGGAUUCACUCCCUCUUCGGGCUGAGCGUGUCUGGAUUGCUUCUGUCAGGGAGCAGAAGAAAAACAUUCCCUGGCCUGGCUUCAAAACACCCCCCAUUUAUCAGAUGCUGACAGCUGCAUCGGCAGGAUGGGGCUUUGGGUUUUUUUGAGAGYGGGGAUCGCCCAUAAAGUUGCCAAUGAAAAGAAAUGACGAGAUUCUGUAGGUCCUUACAGGCUGGCAGGGCUUGGUUUCUGUAACUUAGAAGGCAGGAUCAGCUGUGCAGCCCUCGGAGAAUCUCUGUAUUUACAGAGGAGGGCAGGMGGACAGUGUGGCUGAGGGGAGGGUGACCUGGUAACUCAGCCUGGGCUCCUGCUGGAGCGUGGCUGGAGCCCUGGGCCUGCAGGGAAACCCUCUGGAGCAAAUGCCAGGAACACUCCUCAGCCCCAGCCAUCAUCUGGGAGAUGGGCAUGAACUGUCCUGAGGUCAGGUGAGGGGCCAGGGGGUGUCACCUCCUCGGGUAUAGCUCACGCCGCUCCCUCUCCAUUGCCAUUUCUCUGGCAGAACACUGCUCCAUCUUUAAUACCCCGAAACUUUAUCCUCUUUGUUCUGUAAUGGAUUUCUCUAUGACAAUAAAAUAAUUCUGUCUUUGAAACUCUUUAUCUG
Messenger RNA from Malurus melanocephalus (red-backed fairy wren), 951 nucleotides. RefSeq names its product anaphase promoting complex subunit 16 (gene ANAPC16). Gene Ontology annotation, biological process: protein ubiquitination. Lineage: Eukaryota; Metazoa; Chordata; Aves; Passeriformes; Maluridae. Gene Ontology annotation, cellular component: anaphase-promoting complex; cytosol; kinetochore. The coding region runs from base 1 to 333 and encodes 110 amino acids. The record is from RefSeq and is a predicted model, not a curated record. The transcript has 3 exons.